AUCUCAAAGCGCCUUUCAAGAAACUUCUGCAUAGCAAGUAUUGCGCAAAGAUUAAAGAGCUUUGCGUAUGUAUAAAUCUUAUUUGUACAAAAAAACAACAACAAAAAAAACAACGCGCAACAAAAUUCUUAAAAUGGCGACACAUAACCAUGUUGAUGAGCGAAUAAAAAUGUCCAGUUCACCUUAUCACGAAACUAGUAGAGGAAAUGAUUUUGACGGCUUAGUGUCUCCUUCAAGUUCCGAUGACGGCAGUAACCAAGAAAAAAGCAUAGCAACAAUAAGCAAAUUUGAUUUGAGUCAACGACGAGAAUGGACUGACGAAGAAUGCGUAAAGCUAAUGAGUUUAUGGAGAGAAAGUGAAAUUUUGUACAAUAACGAGCAUCCAAAUUACUAUUCGCAGAAUGAAAGAAAGAUUGCUAUGGAGCAGAUCGCCAAUGAACUUAAUAUUAGUGUUAAAGACAUUACCGAUAAAAUGCACAGUCUUCGAACUUAUUACGGCUCACAGAGACAAAGAAUUGAGGCUAAAGAGCUAGCCAAUCCAAACACGCCAUACGUUUCUCGAUGGAAAUAUUAUAAUAACAUGUCAUUUUUACGAGAUUCUCUUGUAAAUCGAGCAAAUAAAAGUAACCUCCGCAAAAGUCGUAGAAAUGUUCAAAUGUCAUACGUAAACCCUCACGAUGAGCACGAAAAAAACUCCGAAAAUCAGUUAAAUGAUAACAUCGGAGAUCCCACAAUCUAUGUGACCAAAAUUCAACCGUUAGAAUUCAAAACAGAUGAAUCGAGAAAGCGUCGCUUUGACAUGGCUAAAAACGAUGACGACGAUGAAGAAAGCAUAUACCAAGAAAAGCAUAUACCUAGCAUUGACCAAAUAAGUAAAAGCGACCAACUGUUCGGAGAAAUGAUCGUGAAUUCUUUACAACAUUUUCACGACGAACAACAAAAAGAACUUUUAAAAUUAGAAAUUCAAACUUUAAUCUAUAACACGCGGUUUAGUAAACAUUAAAAUAAUUUUUAAAACACAAAAUUUAAUAAAACAAAUUUAAAAAAGGCUUUUUGACAGUUGGAUUGGCCAUAGUGAGGUCACAUCGUCCGGGGGCCCGGAUUAGUACAAGAAAAAAUUUGAAUUUUAAAGUGUUA
Molecule: messenger RNA, 1137 nt
Organism: Hydra vulgaris (swiftwater hydra)
Lineage: Eukaryota; Metazoa; Cnidaria; Hydrozoa; Anthoathecata; Hydridae
Source: RefSeq, a predicted model, not a curated record